CCUAGAGUACUGUGCACCGCUAGGGCUCCCCGGGCUGCGGAGUCCCGCCAGGCGGCGCUGAGCUCCGUUUCCACCGAGGGCUCCGGGACCCCCAUGGCCUCACCCGCGGAGAACCUGAGCGCGUGGCCGGGCCCCGGCUGGCCGCCCCUAGCCGCGAUGAGGAACCUGUCCUCGUCCCCGUCCCCGUCCCCGUCCUGGGCACCCCCGCCGCGCGCCAGCCCCGCGCACCCGUUCCUGCAGCCGCCCUGGCGCGUGGCGCUCUGGUCGCUGGCCUACGGCGCCGUGGUGGCCGUGGCGGUGCUCGGGAACCUCGUGGUGAUCUGGAUCGUGCUGGCUCACAAGCGCAUGCGAACGGUCACCAACUCCUUCCUCGUCAACCUGGCCUUUGCCGACGCCGCCAUGGCCGCGCUCAACGCGCUCGUCAACUUCAUCUACGCGCUGCACGGAGAGUGGUACUUCGGCGCCAACUACUGCCGCUUCCAGAACUUCUUCCCCAUCACGGCCGUGUUCGCCAGCAUCUACUCCAUGACGGCCAUCGCGGUGGACAGGUACAUGGCCAUUAUUGAUCCCUUAAAACCCAGAUUGUCUGCCACAGCCACCAGGAUCGUCAUUGGAAGUAUCUGGAUUCUGGCAUUUCUACUUGCUUUUCCUCAGUGUCUGUAUUCCAAAAUCAAAGUCAUGCCAGGCCGUACCCUUUGCUAUGUGCAGUGGCCAGAAGGUCCAAAGCAACAUUUCACGUACCACAUCAUCGUCAUCAUCCUGGUGUACUGCUUCCCGCUGCUCAUCAUGGGCAUCACCUACACGAUUGUUGGGAUCACGCUCUGGGGAGGGGAGAUCCCAGGAGACACGUGCGACAAAUACCACGAGCAGCUGAAGGCCAAGCGCAAGGUGGUAAAAAUGAUGAUUAUUGUUGUGGUGACCUUUGCCAUCUGCUGGCUGCCCUAUCACAUUUACUUCAUCCUCACUGCGAUCUAUCAGCAACUGAACAGGUGGAAAUAUAUCCAGCAGGUCUACCUGGCCAGCUUCUGGCUGGCCAUGAGCUCAACCAUGUACAACCCCAUCAUCUACUGCUGUCUGAAUAAGAGAUUUCGAGCUGGCUUCAAGAGGGCCUUCCGCUGGUGCCCUUUCAUCCAUGUGUCCAGCUACGACGAGCUGGAGCUCAAGGCCACCAGGUUCCACCCGACACGACACAGCAGCCUGUACACAGUGACCAGGAUGGAGUCCAUGAGCGUGGUGUUCGACCCCAACGAUGGGGAUAACACCAGGUCCAGUCGCAAGAAGAGAGGGGCAACCAGAGACGCAGGCUCCAGUGUCUGCUCCCGCAGGAACUCCAAGUCCACCUCCACCACCACCAGCUUCGUGAGCUCCCCGUACACAUCGGUGGAUGAAGGCUCCUGACUCCUUACUGGGGUCAAGGUUGCUACAGGUGCCCCUUCUGCUGUCACCCCUGCUGUUGCACCCUCUCUGGGAACAGAAGAACAAUUUUUAGGCAGCUAUGCUUACACUGAGAUGGACUGCACAUAAAUAUAACAAAGAUACUAAAAUAUUAGCUCUCCCCUGCAAAAAAAGGAACAAAAUGGGCUUUAAGUGUAUUCCUUGAAAACUCUAAAUUAUUACAUGCCACAAACAAAACUAUUUAUCUGAAAAAUAUUUGUAGUGUCCAGUUUUGCUUACUUAAAAAUUGCUACGUACAUUUUGUGACACUAAAGUGACAGUUUUUUCCAAAAUAUUAAACGAAGUUUAAAAUAUAAUAUUGUCAGUGAAGAGAAACCAAGACUGCAUAAAAUGAAGUGUUUUCAACAACAGACAGAAUGGAAAAGUUAAAUGACUUGAUUUCCUACAAUAGUAAUGGAAAUUUAACCUCAAAAACUAAGAAUUAAUGAAAUCUCAUUUUGUACCACAACAACUUUCAAAGACAUUUAAAUGAAAAGGAAAUCUAAUCAAAUCACUAGGCUUAUCUACAUGCCUUUGUCUUAUUUCUUUCUGAGAAAAUUAUUUCAAAAGAAAAAAAAGUAGUUUUGAUCAUUACAUAAAAUGCCAAGUUAAAAUGUAGUUGAACUUAAGACCUUAAAAGGGUAAAAAAAAAUUCAUAUGAUCCUUUUUAUUUUUCACAGACUUUUCUAAUUAAGUAAGUUGUAAGAUGCUAAAGAUGCCUUCUCAGACAUAAGGAAAGAAUCCCGUUAGUCUCUGUAACUGGCUACUGGCUUUUAGGCAGAAACCACGCAUUGCCACAUGUAGGUGUGAAGGUAGAUAAGGGCAUCUCCCAGCUGCAAGGCGGUUGUUCUUCCCCUGUACCCAAGGAAAAAGUUUCAGACACGUACUAUCAACCAUAUCUUGUCCAUCUCCUCUUUCAUCAAAGAAGAAUGUGUCUCAUGUGCAGAGCCGCAGAGGAAAUAGUUAUAAGAAUUGUGAAAGCAAAUGUAGCUGAAAAGAUUACUAUGCAUGUUGGAAAAUCAGACAGGAAGUAGAAAGCUGAGUAAACUCUUAGAAACAAAGAUGCACAAUAGUUUGGAUCACCCAUCAGGUGAGUGACAGUGUGCCUCGUGUCCUUCCAUACAGAGACCUGUUUCCUCUGCUUAGAUAAUCCUAAAUCCUGCUGAAAAGGAUUCUAAAGAAGAACCCAUUUUAUUGCAAGAAUAUAUUUUUUUCUGAGACCCAUAUUUAUGAGGGUUCCAUGCCACAGUCUUCAAAAAUUACCUUUCCUUAGGGGUUGGGGAUUUAGCUCAGUGGCACAGCGUCUGCUUGGCAAGUACAAGGUCUUGAGUUCGAUUCCCAGUACUGGAAAAAAAACAAAAACAAAAAAAAAAAAAUUACUUUUCCUUAAAUUAGGAAUUGUCAAUCCUGCUCAAGAAAUCACAACCCUUCUACAAAUUUAAAUAUGUUGUAUGAACUUCUUUAAAAUAUUGUUAGGUUUUGUAAACUGUCUAAAAUAAUUACCUCUAACAUUUACUUCAUUGUUAUGCCUUCCUCAGUAUCAGAACCAAGUAACCUUUUGAAGGUCAGGAUAAAAGCAAUUAUCCAAUGGCAAGUGAUGGCCUAUUGCUAUCAUGAUAUUAAUCUCCCAAUCCUACUUUGGAGCCAAAGUCAGAAAUAUUUAAUCGUUUCACUGUAAAAAGUGUAAACAGCUUAACAACAUGUAUUUGAGUUGAAUUUCUUUUAAUGGCAUUAAUAAACACAAGCAGAUGCAACAAUAAAUGUGCAGUCACACACAGCCAGCCAACGAAUGUAACAAUACCAAGAAUUAAACACAAGUUAAUUCUAAAACAGUAUAAGUGGUCUUUCUGGGGUUGCUAUGAACAACCUAAUAAAGUCUGUGAAAUGUGUGCAUGUUUUAGAUAAACAAAUAUAUUAUGAUAUAUAAUCUAAUUGCUUGAAUGUUUUAACACGUUCCUUCCUUAAAAAUAUAUACUUAACAAACAUAUGUGUCAGAAAUUCUUAGUAUGCUAUGAGAGGUAUAACUUCCUACUUAAAUUUAAGAGUAAUGGGGAAUAGUGUGUCCAAGCCAUACAGGACCAUCUUCAGCUGUAAAUAUGAAUGGGAAAUCUGGUCUUCAAACUUCAUAGUCAACCACCAACAAAGUGCGUCUGAAAAACUAACUCUUGGCCUUCACAUGAAUUUUAGACAAAUUCAUACAAUGAUAUUUCUGAGGAAAAAAUUGUACCCUAAUCUUGUUGUUUUGUUCAUUUGGAAUUUUUUCUUGAGUAGAUUUGUUGCUACCUUGCUUACCAGGCAUCAUUCUUUCUGGUGUGGCAGAAAUACCGAGGUCCAGGUUGUAGCUCUUAAAUACUGAAGAAAAGCUGACAACAUUCACUCAAUAAUCAUGACUUUUAAACUAACAUUUAUGAAACAUAAUUUUUAAAUUUGAGAACUUUAAGCAAUAAUAGCGAAAUGAAUUUAAAAAGGCAAAAGUUUAGCCCUUUUUUCUGAAUUUUGACACUAAAAAUUAUGGAAUGGUACCCAUGCAAAUCAGCUUCAGUGGGGCUCACUAUAAGUAAAUCAGUAUUUUCAUAUUUGCCAAAGUUUAGAAGAAUUUGGCUCCAAAAUUCACUGUACCCCAAUACUAAAGUCCAGUGUGAAUCCUUUUCAUUGUUUGCAGUCAGACAUACUCAGGAUGCUGAGCAGCUACCUAAAAGAUCUUAAGGUUUAUUAGAUUUAGAUCAGCGUCCAAAAAACUUAAACUAUUUCAAGAAAAAUCUGAGGGGGAAAAGCCUUGCCUCAUUUUAAGUAUUCUCUUUUUUUAAAAGAACAUGCUCAUUAAAAAAUUAAGUUUUUAUUAUUUUGUAUCUGGACAAAGUGUUUGAAGUUGCCUUCCUAGGAAAAGCUCAAAGCAAAUAUGGUUUUGUAGAAUCCAAUCUAAUGUUUUUUCAGUAGUUCAGUAUGCUGUUGCAUUAUUCCACCUCCCAGCUUCAUAAGGGUGACAUUUCUGACCAAGCAGCCAAAUUCAUAUUUUCCAGUUCCUGAAAAUCUAUUAUAAAAACAAAUCUGGCUGACUUCAAAGUUCCAACACCCUUAAAAGGCACACAAAAUACCAAGAAGCUUAGUAUCAAACUUAAAAACACAAAAUAAAUGUGAAAAGUCAAUGCUGGCUACCUCAAAAUUUGGAUUAGAUUUUUGUUAAUGCAGAAUUUCCUCAGAAAACCUCUAAUCAGUGUCUGGUAAAUUAUUCCACCACAUAAAAGGCAGGAGGAUUAAAACAAAUUCAACUGCUAACAGUAACAAUUUGAGUUCCAUUUUCCUUUGAUGGUGUGCCAAAAGUUAAGGAAACCAAGCGUAACACUGGCCAUGAAGAAUAAGAAAAUUGUAAUAAUUUCCCCACAGGCCAAACAGGAAUGGAGACUCACAUUCAGUGGAGCUGUACAAAGUCAUUCAUCGUGUGGUUUAAUAUACAUUACUUGAAAUGCUGUAUGCAAGAAAUAAAUAUAUAUAAAAUUUGUAGCUAGUGCAUAAAGUAUUUUCAAGUUGUGGCAGUUACACUGAGUAUGUUAAAAAUUCCAUCUUCUGUAUAUGUGAUAGUAUUUGGAAGGUUUAAAUCCUAUGUUUUUAUUUAAAUACAUUAAAAAUAUUAUGAAAAAUAAAAA
Chinchilla lanigera (long-tailed chinchilla) is the source of this 5078-nucleotide messenger RNA. It is a transcript of the gene Tacr3, whose product is annotated as tachykinin receptor 3. Gene Ontology annotation, molecular function: tachykinin receptor activity. Gene Ontology annotation, cellular component: plasma membrane; sperm midpiece. The record is from RefSeq and is a predicted model, not a curated record. Gene Ontology annotation, biological process: G protein-coupled receptor signaling pathway; positive regulation of flagellated sperm motility. The transcript has 5 exons. NCBI's taxonomy places the organism in Eukaryota, Metazoa, Chordata, Mammalia, Rodentia, Chinchillidae. Bases 94 to 1398 code for a protein of 434 amino acids.